Racocetra persica is the source of this 265-nucleotide messenger RNA. NCBI's taxonomy places the organism in Eukaryota, Fungi, Glomeromycota, Glomeromycetes, Diversisporales, Gigasporaceae. The record is from the annotation of a GenBank genome assembly.
UGAAUAUGCUGGAUAUAUAAAAAAUUUGCGUAAUGCAGAUAACCAAGAUGAGUAUAUAAAAUAUACAGCAAUAACACUUUUCCCAAAUAAUGAUGCAUAUAAUAAAAGAAUAUCAAGAUAUAGAAAAUGGUAUCAAGGUAAAAAGGAACUACUUACCAGUAUAGAAGAUUUAUAUAAUCUUUAUUAUGAGCUAUCCAAAAAGGAUCAGCUUAUGACUGAAACAGAAAUUGAAGAAGCUAUUGAGGAUAUACUUAUAGAUGAGUAA